Seminavis robusta is the source of this 1749-nucleotide messenger RNA. NCBI's taxonomy places the organism in Eukaryota, Bacillariophyta, Bacillariophyceae, Naviculales, Naviculaceae. The record is from the annotation of a GenBank genome assembly.
AUGGACUUUGUGGAUUUGGCCAAUGGUCUUUCGGAGAUUACCGAGACGCUGCUUCGUCAUUUGACGGUACAGCAAGAAGAUAAUGGAGAUGAUGACUUUGCGCGGUUGGAGGGUGACUAUCACAGCAGUUCGUCCCAUGCUACUACAACUGCUUCAACCACUCAAGUGGCACAAGAGCAACCGGCGGCAAGUGGAUUGUCCUCCACCGGGUACUACUCUCCGGAGGAUACCAGUGUGCCCAUCUCGAGUCCGCUUUUGUCACCCACGGCAGAAGCAGAAUUGUAUCUUUUGGCUACCAAUUUCUUACUCUACGUGGCCAUGGUAAUUAUCACGAUAAUGGUCGCUAAAAUCUACUUUCCAGAAGCAUUGGAUCGAGGCGUGAGUAUGCCACAAUCCCGAACAUUUAAUUAUCGCAUGGCCGAUGCCCGAGAAGAUUAUUAUGGCUCUGAUGCCGAAGAGGAUGACGAAGAUGAGGAAGACGAUGCCAAGACGGACGAUGAUGACGAUGACGACAAUGAAAUAUUGGCCAGUGACGAAGAUGAAGACAUGGAACAGCAACAACAACAAGAGCUGGAAUUCGAACAAGUGGAUGAAACCGAUGAUUUGCUCGAAAUGCAGCAGCAGAGGCCCAGUACCAUACCCCUGACGGGAUUGAGGCCCGGUGUGCACUAUGACAGCACGCGACUUUUGGAAUUUGAACAACUCACCAUGUCCAAGACACAAGUAUUCAAACGAUUGACGCUCUGUGUCGUCAUGCUCAAUUUGACCUUUGUCACAUGGGGUGUAUUGCAGGAACGCAUGUUGACGAGACGAUACCCCCGGUACACUGGAGAAUACUUCACCUACUCCUACGCUCUCGUCUUUACCAAUCGAUUCUGGACACUCAUCAUGUCGGGAUGCCUAUGGGCAUACUUCAAACCCCGUCGUUCCCAAUCCACUGUCAUUUACGAGUACUCCUUCCCUUCCAUCUCGAAUAUGCUCAGCAGUUGGUGUCAAUACGAAGCGCUACGAUAUGUCUCCUUUCCUGCCACUACCUUGUUCAAAUCCUUCAAGCUGGCACCGGUCAUGGCCAUGGGAAAGAUUUUGGGAAACAAGUCAUACCCCCAGUACGAUUACAUGGUAGCUCUCUGGAUUGGUAUUGGAAUUACCAUGUUCAUGGCAUCCACCGACGAUAUGAGUUUUGGAUAUGACUACUUGGGAGAAAAGGCGAGUGCCAAAUGGACCGGGGUCAUGCUACUAUUCCUCUUUCUCUUUUUUGAUAGUUUCACCAGUCAAUUCCAAAGUCGCAUGUUCCAACGUCAUCCGGACUUGUCCAUGGUAGAACUCAUGUUUGGAACCAGCGCCUUUUCCACGGUACUUUCUGCUGUUACGUUGGUUCACACCAAGGAACUCUAUCCCGCCCUGGCAUUUGUCUACCAGCACUCGGAGAUCCAUUUGCACUUUUUUACCUUUUCAAUCUGCUCGACGAUUGGCCAGAUUUUUAUCUUUUACACCAUCAAGAACUUUGGAGCCGUGGUGUUCACGUUGAUCAUGACGACCAGAAUCUUGCUGAGCAUUGGUUUGUCUUGUAUCCUGUACGGCCAUGAGGUCAAUGCAACUGGUUUCUUUGGUCUGGUCGUCGUGAUGGGAGCAGUCUUGUACAGAAUAAAACGAAAGGCCGAGGGCAAGCAACUGGUCAAGUGGCAGGGAAUGGACGACGACAAAGCUCACGAGUUGGUCCGCGAAUGGCAUGAACACAUUGAGUACUAA